Thamnophis sirtalis is the source of this 2927-nucleotide messenger RNA. NCBI's taxonomy places the organism in Eukaryota, Metazoa, Chordata, Lepidosauria, Squamata, Natricidae. The record is from RefSeq and is a predicted model, not a curated record.
CGUGGUCAGGGAGGCCGCCAGCCGGGCCCGGCCGGGCUUUGCGCCAUGGAAGAAGAAGCGCGGCGGAGGCGUUGAGGGGCGCCUUGCCGGGGAGCGAAGGCGAGCGGGGCCACGAGGCGGAGAAGCCGGAGCUGCUGGAGAAGAGAUGAGCGGCGUCGGCGGUAGCGGCGCUCCUUCGGGGCCGGGCUCCGGCUCAGCGCCCUGCCGCUUCGCCCACUACUUCGUGCUGUGCGGGAUCGACGCCGACAGCGGCUUGGAGCCGGAUGAAUUAGCAGUCUUAUACCAGUGGCUAGAAGCCGACCGCCAUGGCAGGAAUUCAGAUACUGCAAACAGAACAUCAGGAGAAAAUUUUGACCAGAGUCCCUUGAGAAGAACUUUCAAGUCAAAAGUCUUGGCUCACUAUCCCCAAAAUAUAGAAUGGAACCCCUUUGAUCAAGAUGCCGUCAACAUGCUAUGCAUGCCCAAAGGGCUAUCCUUCAGGACUCAAUCUGACCACAGAGACCCCCAGUUCCAUUCGUUCAUCAUUACGCGGGAAGAUGGGUCCCGCACCUAUGGAUUUGUACUCACGUUUUUCGAGGAGGUCACAAGCAAGCAGAUCUGUGCGGCCAUGCAAACUCUUUACCAGAUGCACAAUGCGGAGCAAUGCAACAGUGUCUCUGCCUCGUCGUCAUGCAGCAUGGACUCGCUGGCCAGUAGUCUGGAUGAAGGAGACUCCACAUCCCUGGCUAAAAUGCAGCGCUGCAACUCGUACGACAUCAACAGGGACACGCUGUAUGUUUCCAAGUGUAUAUGUGUCAUUGCUCCCCUGCCUUUCAUGCAGGCGUGCAAGAAAUUCCUCAUCCAGCUUUACAAAGCCGUCACUUCCCAGCAACCUCCACCUUUGCCUCUGGAAAGCUACAUCCAUAACAUUCUCUAUGAAGUACCCCUUCCGCCCCCAGGAAGAUCCCUCAAAUUCUAUGGGGUUUAUGAGCCUAUAAUCUGCCAGAGACCGGGCCCUAAUGAACUCCCCCUAUAUGACUAUGCUCUCCGGGAAGCCUUUGAGCUGCUGGGCUUGGAGAAUCUCAUUCAAGUGUUUACAUGUGUCCUCCUAGAAAUGCAGAUCCUUCUUUAUUCUCAAGACUAUCAGCGUCUGAUGACGGUUGCGGAAGGGAUCACCACCUUGUUGUUCCCAUUCCAGUGGCAACAUGUGUAUGUCCCCAUCCUUCCAGCCUCACUCUUACAUUUCCUGGAUGCUCCUGUACCUUACUUGAUGGGCCUCCAAUCCAAAGAAGGAACAGAUCGCUCUAAGCUGGAACUUCCUCAAGAGGCCAACCUCUGUUUCGUGGAUAUUGAUAACCACUUCAUUGAGCUACCAGAAGAGCUUCCUCAGUUCCCCAAUAAGCUCAAUUUCAUCCAAGAAAUCUCAGAGGUUCUCCUUCAGUUUGGGGUUCCCCUUGAGGGCCAGCAUCACUGUAGCGAGAGUGCGGCCAAGUUAAAAAACCUUGUCCUUAACGACUUGGCCAACGACAAAAAGAACGGGAAUGUGCCCAGCAACACCAUCAACGUCUAUGAGCUGCUCAAAGGCAACGAGACGAUCGCCCGGCUCCACGCUUUGGCAAAGAGGACAGGAGUGGCGGUAGACAAAAUGACGAUUACUGCUUCUUUAGCAGAAAAAGAAACGGAUGUUAAACGCCACUGUGAUGAACAGGAACUGAAGGACUACAAGCUGAAUGUCCAGCUCCGGGAGGUCUUUGCCAACCGCUUCACGCAGAUGUUUUCCGAUUAUGACGCUUUUGUCAUUCAAGCGGCACAGGAUAGAGAAUCCUGGCUGACCAACAGGGAACAGAUGCAAAAUUUUGACAAAGCUUCAUUUCUCUCAGAUCAACCAGAGCCUUACCUUCCUUUCCUCUCCCACUUCAUUGAAACCCAAAUGUUUGCAACGUUCAUUGACAAUAAAAUUAUGUCCCAAUGGGAAGAAAAAGAUCCAUUUCUGCGAGUCUUUGACUCUCGAGUUGAAAAAAUGAGACUCUAUAAUGUCAGGAUUCCCUCAUUGAGAACAUCGACAUAUCAGAAAUGCACUACGUUAAAAGAAGCAGCUCAGGCAAUUGAACAACGGCUGAUAAAGAUGGAUCACACUGCAAUUCAUCCGCACUUACUUGAUAUGAAGAUAGGUCAAGGCAAAUACGAGCAAGGUUUCUUCCCCAAACUUCAAUCAGAUGUGUUGGCAGCUGGGCCUAUCAAUAACAAUCGGUGGGUGAGCCGCAGUACUACUGCCCAACGGAGGAAAGAUCGCAUUCGACAACAUUCGGAACACAUUGCCCUGGACAAUGAGUUAAGGGAGAAAUACAUGCAAGAAGCAAGGACCCUGGGGAAAAAUCUCAGACAGCCCAAACUCUCUGAUCUUUCUCCUGCUGUAAUUGCCCAGACAAAUUCGAAAUUUGUAGAAGGUUUACUCAAAGAAUGUCGAAUGAAGACCAAACGUAUGCUAGUAGAGAAGAUGGGUCACGAAGCAGUGGAACUUGGCCACGGAGAGGCCAACAUCACAGGACUAGAAGAAAAUACACUGAUUGCUAGUCUUUGUGAUUUGUUGGAAAGAAUUUGGAGCCAUGGAUUACAGAUCAAACAGGGAAAAUCUGCAUUGUGGUCCCAUUUAAUUCAGUACCAGGAAAGAGAAGAGAAGCAGGAGCAGCUUGCAGAAUCUCCAGUUGCUGUCGGACCAGAAAGAAGGAAAUCUGACACGGGUUUUAUGUUACCUACUCUAAGAGUUUCACUUAUCAGUGAUAUGAGGCACAUUCAGAACAUGAGUGAAAUAAAAACUGAUGUCGGUCGGGCCCGGGCAUGGAUAAGACUGUCUCUUGAAAAGAAGCUAUUGUCUCAACAUCUGAAGCAGCUCCUCUCUAAUCAAGCUCUGGCAAGGUAAGUUCUCCAAGGCUGGUCCUUCCCGAAUC